AUGGCGAACAAGGUGAAUACAUAUUGGAAAAAUGUCCUCAUUAUUGUGCCAAUCAUCGGGGCCGUGGUGGCGACUAUCAUCUACCUGUUACGCCUCUACUGCAGGCGCAUGAAAGCUCUGGGGCUUCUACUGGAAGAUUAUCUGAUGGGCACUGGUUUGAUCAUCUCUUAUUGUGCUACAGCUUUUGUGAUCGACACCGCUUUCAAUGGCGUCGGCCUACACGUCGCAACACUGCCCAAACAUGAACAAAUGCGCAUUCAAUUUGGAUCUUGGAUGAUACAGAAAUUCUGGGCCCCCUCAAUGGCCUUCGUCAAGAUCUCGAUCGUCGUUUUUAUUAAACGUCUCUUUGGCUCCAUUCGCGCAUACACCAUUAUCUCCUACUGUUUGAUCGGAUUCAUCAGCCUAUGGGCCCUCGCCGCACUAUUGGUCAAUACCUUCCAAUGCAUACCGGUGCAAUACUAUUACGAUAAAGACUUGGAUGGACACUGCAUGAAGGGACAGGUUCAUUUCUUCCAGGCCAUGGGAUCAAUCGCAUUAGUAGAAGACGUCAUCAUUCUUUGUCUUCCUCUUCCUGUUUUCUGGAAGUUGAAGAUCAACAAGCGACAAAAGAUCGCGUUAACAAUGGUCUUUUCUCUCGGUGGACUCGUCUGUAUAUUCAGUCUGAUGCGCCUGAUCGAAUUUCGCAAAUUCCAACUUACAGAUCUUGCCUCAUCCAGCGCUAAAGAAUCAAUUUGGACCUGCCUCGAACUCGACGUGGCGAUUAUUUGCGGCUCCCUCCCACUCCUAAACCCACUAGUGCAGGGCCUACGCAGUAAAAGCGGCGGCUCGAAAUAUACCUCCCAGCCCUACACCGGAUCCAGCCAUCACCUACAAUCAAUGCGGGGGAAUAAAACCGGAUUUCGAGAACUUGGAAGUGAUCGCGAUCGCACAGUGUCAACGAUAUCAAAGGGUGGUAAUUGUACGGCUGGGAAAAGUUGGGGGAGUUCUGAUAUCGAAAGUAAUAGGCAGGAUGGAGAUGGGACGUCUGAUAUGGGUAGUAUUGAUCCGGUGAUCAACCAUAGGGAUCCGGAAUAG
Molecule: messenger RNA, 1074 nt
Organism: Penicillium antarcticum
Lineage: Eukaryota; Fungi; Ascomycota; Eurotiomycetes; Eurotiales; Aspergillaceae
Exons: 5
Coding region: 1-1074 (357 amino acids)
Source: RefSeq, a predicted model, not a curated record